This is a messenger RNA of Harpegnathos saltator (Jerdon's jumping ant), 591 nucleotides long. It is a transcript of the gene eIF1, whose product is annotated as eukaryotic translation initiation factor eIF1. NCBI's taxonomy places the organism in Eukaryota, Metazoa, Arthropoda, Insecta, Hymenoptera, Formicidae. Gene Ontology annotation, biological process: translational initiation. Bases 185 to 517 code for a protein of 110 amino acids. The record is from RefSeq and is a predicted model, not a curated record. The transcript has 3 exons. Gene Ontology annotation, molecular function: translation initiation factor activity.
GCAACUUUUACUUCCGGCCUGCGUAUACGACCAUCGCGCUUGAUUUCGUGGGAUCGUUCCGUUCGUUCUCCGCAGUGUCCGCGCAUCGUACCACUGUUGUCGCAGCGUUAUUCCAACGUCUUGCCAGACUAUCGCCUGCGCUUCGCAGCUGUAUACCAUCCGAGGGAUCUCUUUUGUUUGUCGUAUGUCCAUCCAGAAUCUUAACACAUUCGACCCCUUUGCAGAUGCAAUUAAGGGUUCAGACGAUGACGUCCAAGACGGCCUUGUGCAUAUAAGGAUCCAGCAGCGGAAUGGUCGUAAGACCUUAACAACGGUGCAAGGACUCUCCUCUGAAUAUGACUUGAAGAAAAUCGUGAGAGCAUGUAAAAAGGAGUUUGCGUGCAAUGGGACAGUAAUAGAGCACCCGGAGUACGGGGAGGUGCUGCAGCUGCAGGGGGACCAGCGAGAGAAUAUAUGCCAGUGGCUGACAAAAUCAGGUCUGGCAAAACCCGACCAGCUGAAGGUUCAUGGUUUUUAAUCGACAAGCCAGCAACAAUAGUCAUCAUCCAUGCCACUACCUACAAGAACAGCAGCAGCAACAACAACGGACAG